UCCCAGUCCUCCACCCAGACACAGCUCACAAGCAUUCUUGAUCAGGAAUGAGACCGCUUUGUCAAUGUCGUUGAAUCUCUCAAGGUCGUCUGGCAGCUGCGACUCUGGCCAGUUGCGCAGGACUUUGCUCAGCUCCUCGUACAGCUCAUCUCGGUUCACAAACACUUCGUCCUUCCCAGGCAGGAGAAGCACAUACACGUCCGGCGUUUCGUAAAGAAUAAAACGACCACCACGCCUUGGCCUUGCCUCACAAGCGAUGGCCGACCUUCGACGACAAGAUACCGCCGCUGCUACGUGUCGUUCACCGGUACCUAGGGGCUGCUGCCACGAUCCGGACGUCGACCGGCCGCCAAUCCUACUGUCAGCAGAUGCAGAGAAUGCCGCACACUGUGCGGCGGCGCUCUCAUCAUCUCUGGGGAACCGCGACGGCGUGCGCAAGACUGCGCCGGAUCCUUCCCCCCGAUGUUGUUGUGGCUGGCCUGCCCUUGCAUUCGUCGCGCUGGCCGCGGCCCCACAGGUUGCCACGUGGCUGGUCCUCAGUGAGGACGAAGUCGCUGCGAUGGCCGCCAUUAGCAAAAUGCGCCUGCAAUUCUGCGUGCGCAAGCCGGUCCUCGCACAAGUCGCCGUCAAAGUCACCCUCACGCUCGCCUGCCUACGAAGAGUCACCGAUAACCGCUCGCGCGCACAGACGUACACACACGCGCAGGCGCAGGCGCAGGCGCAGGCGCGCGCACAGAGAGGAGUAGGAGGAGGAGGAGGAGGAGGAGGAGGAGGAGGAGGAGGAGAGGAGAGAGACGGGAAGAUGGCAACGGACAAGCAGGCCGCGGAGACGUCCGAGGUGGACUUCCUUGCAGCUUUGGGGGUAACGACGCUGGAUACGGCUGACGUGGAGCGCCAAGUCAUCGCGCAGGCAGAGCGAGAAGCGCGGGAGCGUGAGAGAAAGGGCAAACGGCCUAUUGACGAGGACCAGGGCGAGGAGGACGACGAGGAGAACGAGGAGGAAGAAGGUGGAGAGGGAGAGGAUUCCGAGGAACGAGGUUGCGGCGAUGGCGAUUCCCUAUUGGACGAGAGAGGGGAGGAAGAGGAUAGAGGUUUUUUGGCUGAGGGCCGGGGAGAUGAUGAGAAGGAGCAGAAGACGAAGAAGAAGGUGAAUACUCUUCGACGACAACUUAACGCUGUUCAGCGAGAGAUUGCGGCUGUGGAGGAUGGGGUGAGGGCGCUCUCCCAGCCUCCAGAAGCAGAUGGACAUGGUGGGAGUGUAUGGGUGGAGUCCUCGGGUGCAGAGGAGGGAGGUUUGGGAGAAGGCGGUGAUUACCCUCGUCGGGAACAAGUGGUUAGUGAAUGGGAAAGAACAGCAUCUAUGGCAGGCAAAGGAGGAGGAGAAGGAGAUCAAGUGGAAGGCGGAGGAGGAGGAGGAGGAGGAGGAGGAGGAGGAGGAGGAUUUCCUGACACUGGAUUGGCUUCCAGAGCAAGAGAAGGUGCAAGUAAGUUGCAGCUUGCUUUAGGGAGAGAAAGGCUGCAGAGCCUGAGGAGAGCUGAGCAGCAGCUCAUGGCUAUGGUGGACGAAGUUGAUGAAGAUGAAGAAGAUGAAGAGGAGGAGGCUGCAAGGGGAGAGAUGGCAGCUGGGAAUGGGAAGAACAGCACUGAUGGGAUGAGAACAGUAUCAACAAAAUCAGUAUGGAGUCAGAAAGAAGAAGGAAUGCCUUCUGCGGACCGUCAGAUGAAGAAGAGGGCAGGAGAGGAGAAGAAGAAGAAGAAGAAGAAGAAGAAUAGACAACUAGCAGCGGUUGCGCAGGAUGAUGGGGAUCUGGACGCCAUGCUCGAUUCCGGAACUGGCAUGGUCGAAACGGAGCGGGACCGUUUGAUUCGAACUGGAGUCAUUACUCCUUUUGACAGUGUCCAGGGGUUUGAGAAGCGUAUGGAUGUUCCUGCGAAUGGGUAUCGGCAGCAAAGAACCGGGGACGUUCAGCAGGCUGGAGGAAACCAGGCUUUGGGAGAUGGGACUGUAAAUGUGGGACGAUCUCCGGUGUCUGGUGGAAGGAAUGUACGGGGAGAAGAAGAACAAGAAGAAGGGGAUUGUAGAACUGCUGAGGAUUACGACGAGGCGUUUCGCAACGAUCCGCGGGUGGAAAGCUCAGUUGCGACUGCGGUGACAGCCAUGGCGGAGGCAGAGAAAUCUCGGCGGCGGACAAUUCUUGUGGAUGGGAGGGAAUUGCCAAAGCUGGAGCCACCAACAAAAGAGUUCAGGUUGCUGAGGAGGAAAGGGGGGGGGAAGCUUGGACCUUUACAGCGGAGUAAGGAUGAGGCAGGGAUGGAGAGCGUGCGCAAGAUUCGCCGCCCCACGAUUCGCAGGAACCGGCGAAAGAAGAGGAAAAAGCGAUCUGGCAGCGCCAGUGAUGAUGAUGAUGAUGAUAACGGGAGUGACUAUGUGGUUGAGGAAUCAAGCACUGAAGGUUCAUGGUCAGAAGACGACGUGGAAGACAACCACAUGCGCAGAAAAAAGCAGAAGCAAGGGAAUAGAAAGAAGCGGAGGAGAAGAGGCUCGGCGAAUGGUGGUCGUGGCAGGAAUCGCAGCGACGAUGAUGAUGCGGAUACCGAUUCUGAUGAUGACGAGGACGACGGCGACUUCUUCAACAAAAAACUGCAAGAUGGGGAGAACAACGCCGACGACGAAGAUGUCCAACUGGACGAUGUGGUAUUGGAAGGUGGUUUACGCAUUCCCGGAAACAUUUACGGAAAACUGUUCGACUAUCAAAGAACAGGCGUGAAAUGGUUAUGGGAACUGCAUUGCCAGAGGGCGGGCGGCAUCAUCGGGGACGAGAUGGGUUUGGGGAAGACUGUUCAGUUGGCAGCUUUUCUGGGUUCACUGCAUCACAGCAAGCUGUACAGGCCCAGCAUGAUUGUGUGUCCUAUGACGCUUCUUCGGCAGUGGCGAAGAGAGGUCAAGAAAUGGUAUCCGCAUUUGAGGGUGGCGAUUCUCCAUGAAUCGGCCCUCUCUCCGGCGAAGAAAGCGAGACUUGUCGAUCUUGAUGAAGACAUGGGGAGAGAGGAGGGUGACAUGGAAGCUGAGGGUGGAGGUCGAGGAAGGGGCCAAAAGGGAAGCUACUUGCGCAAGUACUGGGAGGAAAUGAUCUUCAAGUUGCUGGAUUGCCCCGAGGGCCUGCUGAUCACUACCUAUGAGCAAUUGCGGUUGCUUAAGGAUAUACUUCUGGAGCAUCCCUGGGGUUAUGUGAUUCUGGAUGAGGGCCAUCGCAUUCGCAAUCCAGAUGCCGCAAUAACGCUCGCUUGCAAGCAAGUGCGGACCGUGCACAGAAUCAUAAUGUCAGGUGCUCCUAUCCAGAACAAGCUGACGGAGCUUUGGUCCUUGUUUGACUUUGUUUUUCCUGUUGUUCUUCGAGAUUUGAUCAUGCCCUACCUUCUCAGGAGGAUGAAGUCCGACGUUCAGGCUCAGCUUCCCAAAAAGACAGAGCAUGUACUAUUCUGCAGCCUCACAGAUGAGCAGCGGUCUGUUUAUCGGGCCUUUCUGGCUAGCAAAGAGGUGGAGGAUAUUGUGAAUGGGAACAGGAACUCUCUGUAUGGAAUUGACAUCAUGAGGAAGAUCUGCAAUCAUCCUGACCUGCUGGAACGUGAAGUGAGUUCAUCAAAUCCAGACUAUGGCAAUCCUGAAAGAUCAGGCAAACUCAAGGUGAUGACUCAAGUGUUGGCUCUCUGGAAAAAGCAAGGGCAUCGUGCUCUGCUGUUCACGCAAACGCAGCAAAUGCUCGACAUCGUGGAGUUGUUUGUGAUUGCGAACGGAUACAGAUAUCUUCGGAUGGAUGGCAAGACCAAUCCGUCACAGCGAAUGGUGUACAUUGAUGAAUUCAAUGAGUCGGAGGAAAUCUUUGUGUUUAUUCUCACCACUAAGGUUGGCGGCUUGGGGACGAAUCUGGUGGGCGCUAACAGGGUGAUCAUCUUUGAUCCAGACUGGAAUCCGACCACGGAUUUGCAGGCCAGGGAGCGGGCAUGGCGAAUAGGCCAGAAGAAGGAUGUGAUCGUGUAUAGGCUGAUCACACGGGGAACGAUUGAGGAGAAGGUGUACCAUAGGCAAAUCUACAAGCACUUCUUGACGAACAAGAUUCUCAAAGACCCCCGCCAGCGACGAUUCUUUAAGGCCAAGGAUUUGCAAGAUCUCUUCACAUUUACGGAAGACCAGCAGGGCACAGAGACAGGGGCGAUUUUUCCUGAAGCGGGAUCGAAUGCCGUCGCGUUGCGGAGUGAAAAUGAUCAGUCUGAUCAGAUCAACUCGUUCUCUGCCGUACGAUCGGGAGGUGCAAGAAACCACUCAGGAGAAAAGUGCAACAAGAGUAAAGGAGCUAAGAAAAGCAAAAAGAAGAAGGACGAGGAAGACGAUGACGCAAGCGAAGAGCUAGGAGGGAUGGUUGGGAAGGAGGCCGCAGGCGUUUCUGGAAGGAAUCGUUGUCAGGACACGGAUGACGAGGUUCAGGUGGUCCCCACUGGAACUGGAAAUGGCAGUCAAGAGGAAAAGGGAGCAGAAGAGGAAGAGGACUCACACAUUCUCGAAAGCCUCUUCAAUGCAAAUGGAAUACAUUCGGCGAUGGACCACGAUGCCAUCCUUGGGGCGAACGAACCAGAUCGGAUAAUCAUCGACCAUGAGGCAACAAGGGUCGCUCAGCGAGCAGCAGAGGAGCUGCGCGCAUCACGUCAGCAACGGAUCAGAGAGCAAGUGUAUGUGCCAACCUGGACAGGAAGGUCCGGUACUGCGGGUGCUCCACAGUCCGCCCGGGGAAGGUUCGGGUCCACGGUCAACUCCCGUCUCGUGGGCUCGUCGGCAGGAACGAGUUCUGUGACCAACAUAAGCAGCGGUGUGAAGGGCGCGUCAGCAGGAGUGAGUUCAAGUGGGUCUGCGCCGUCUCAGCCGGGAUCACAGGCCGCCGAAAGCGUGGGCAGUAGAGGGUCGUCCUUCCGGGGAGGCUUAGGAAGCUCGGCAACGUCUUCUGGAAGCUCCUUGACUGCUGAAAGUGGCAUUGCGGGCAGGACCGGGGGAGCGGCCAUGACGUCAGGCGAGCUGCUUGCACGGAUGCGACAGAGGCGUCAGGCUGCGGCAGUGGAGGCUCAAUCUGCUGUGGGACCAGGGGCCAGACGGUUGGCAAGCAUUGCUCAGGGGGACGGAGGUGGUGCAAGCUGGGGACCCAGCGCCCUGAGGGAAACGCAGCCGGAAAGUCUAGCUCGACGAAUGUGCUCCUUUCUACAGGAAAACAAUGGAAGAGUGAGUUCUUCGAGGAUCAUUGAGAAGUUUAGGGAGGAAAUUCGACCAGAAGAUGCGCCUCUCUUCAAGCAGUUGCUGAAGCAGAUUGCAACACUUGAGCGUACAGACGGGAAUGCCACCUGGGUAUUGAAACCUGACCUGAGAUGAGAGCUGUUUCUUGUCGCUGCAGCUUCAUCUAUUAACCAUAGCAGGGAUGCGGAGUGUCGGUGUAACUUGCAUACGUUCGG
Messenger RNA from Chara braunii, 5493 nucleotides. Lineage: Eukaryota; Viridiplantae; Streptophyta; Charophyceae; Charales; Characeae. The record is from the annotation of a GenBank genome assembly.